Molecule: messenger RNA, 166 nt
Organism: Racocetra fulgida
Lineage: Eukaryota; Fungi; Glomeromycota; Glomeromycetes; Diversisporales; Gigasporaceae
Source: the annotation of a GenBank genome assembly
UUGAACUCUCAUAUUUAGUUUCUGGUGAGCCGCCUCAAGAACCAGUGAUCUCCAAAAAAUCUGGCCAUGUAUAUGAAAAGAGAUUGAUAGUGAAAUACAUUGCCGAUUACGGAAAAGAUCCUAUUAAUGGAGAGGAAAUCACAGAGGAAGACUUACUAGAAGUAAA